GGGAUGCCGUAGUGGCCCUCCCCCGGCUGCUCGGGUCCGGCCGACAUGGCGGCCUCCGAGUUAGCGCCGGCUGGGAAUCCAGGCACUGCGGAGGGCGAGGAGGAGACGAUUCUUUACGACUUGCUGGUCAACACUGAGUGGCCCCCAGAGACAGAAGUACAGCCUAGAGGCACCCGAAAACAUGGUGCAUCCUUUAUCAUCACGAAAGCAAUUAGGGACCGUUUAUUAUUUUUACGCCAAUAUAUCUGGUACAGCCCUGCACCUUUUUUGCUCCCUGAUGGACUGGUUCGCUUGGUUAAUAAACAGAUAAACUGGCAUUUGGUGCUUGCAAGCAAUGGAAAACUUCUGGCUGCUGUUCAAGAUCAGUGUGUGGAGAUCAGGUCUGCAAAAGAUGAUUUUACAUCUAUUAUUGGGAAAUGCCAAGUUCCAAAAGACCCAAAACCCCAGUGGAGACGGGUGGCGUGGAGCUACGACUGUACCCUGCUGGCCUAUGCCGAAAGCACGGGGACUGUGCGGGUGUUUGAUCUUAUGGGAAGUGAACUCUUCGUUAUUACUCCGGCGUCUGGCUCAGCAGGUGAUUUGGGCUGUGCCGUUGCUGGGUUGAUAUUUUUAGAGUACGAAGCAAGCGCGCAGUGGUCUGCGGAGCUCUUGGUCAUCAGUUACCGAGGAGAACUUAGAAGCUACCUUGUAAGUGUUGGAACAAAUCAGAGCUAUCAGGAGAGUCACUGUUUCAGCUUCAGUAGUCAUUAUCCUCAUGGAAUCAACACCGCUGUUUACCAUCCUGGACACAGACUUUUAUUGGUUGGUGGAUGUGAAACUGCUGAAGUGGGCAUAUCAAAAGCUGCUAGCUGUGGACUUUCAGCCUGGAGAGUUCUUUCAGGAUCGCCUUAUUAUAAGCAGGUCACUAAUGGCGGAGACAGGGUCCCUGCAGUACCGAAGACACUGGGAUUAUUAAGGAUGUUAAGUGUCAAGUUUUACAGUCGCCAGGGACAAGAACAGGAUGGAAUCUUUAAGAUGAGCCUUUCUCCAGAUGGGACCCUCCUUGCAGCCAUUCACUUCUCAGGGAAACUAAGCAUCUGGGCCAUUCCGUCUCUGAAGCAGCAAGGGGAGUGGAAUCAAAAUGAGCAGCCAGGCUAUGAUGACCUUAAUCCUAACUGGAGACUCUCUCCUGAGAAGAGAAAAAAAAUCAAAGAUAAGGAGUCCUUCUACCCACUGAUAGAUGUGAACUGGUGGAUGGACAGUGCAGUGACUUUGGCUCGCUGCUCUGGUGCUUUGACUGUCUCGUCGGUGAAAACUUUAAAGAACUUACUGGGAAAAUCCUGUGAAUGGUUUGAGCCAUCCCCUCAAGUCACUGCGACCCAUGACGGGGGAUUUUUAAGUUUGGAGUGCGAGAUUAAACUUGCCCCCAAGCGAUCCCGUUUGGAGACGAGAGGAGGAGAGGAGGACGAAGGAGAAGAGGACUCGGAUUCUGAUCAGGAAGGAUCUGCCAAGGCUCGCUACUUUGGUUACAUAAAGCAGGGCCUGUACUUGGUGACGGAAAUGGAGCGAUUCGCCCCGCCGCCUCUGCAGCUGGACAUUGGUGCUGAAGAGGAAAAUAGCUUUUUACUGUUGAGCUUCUCGAGCAGCUGCCUGUGGCCAAGAACCUGGGGAGCUGUCCUCUCUCAGGUACAGCUUUCUGAUUCCAGAAGGCAGUUGUCUGGUGCUGUCAGGUGUCAUGAGUUCUUUAAUGCCUCUGUUUUUUAUUUUCUCUGUAUCCAGAGUAAAAUAAAGAAACGAUCCUGGGUUCUUCAUGAGUGUUUGGAGAGAGUUCCUGAAACUGUGGAUGCUGCAAAGGAACUGCUUCAAUAUGGAUUAAAAGGCACGGACCUGGAGGCGCUUUUAGCAAUAGGGCAAGGAGCAGAUGAUGGCAGAUUUAUAUUACCUGGUGAAAUGGACAUUGACGGUGUCUCCUACGAGGAUCUUUCGCCACCUGGCGAAGAGCCUGCCAAGAAGAAAAGGGAGAAGGGGCUCAGGAAGACGCGAGAACUGCUCCAGCUAGUGGACUUUUCCAAGUUAACGCUGGAACAAAAGGAACUUUGCCGUUGUAGACUGAAACUGUUGACUUACUUAGAUCGGCUUGCAACAUACGAGGAAAUCCUCGGAGUGCCUCAUGCAUCUGAACAGAGAUAUGAUGCUGAAUUCUUUAAGAAGUUCAGAAAUCAGAAUAUUGUUCUCUCAGCAAGAACUUACGCUCGGGAAAGUAAUGUACAAGCCUUAGAAAUUCUGUUCACUUACCAUGGAUCUGACCUGCUUCCUCAUCGCCUUGCAAUUCUCUCCAACUUCCCGGAGACCACUUCUCCACACGAAUAUUCUAUUUUGCUGCCUGAAGCUUGUUGUAGCGGUGACUCCUUGAUGAUCAUUCCUUGGCAUGAACAUAAACACCGAGAUAAAGACUGGUGUGAGGAGCUGGAGUGCAGAAAGGUGGUUGAGCCGAGUCUUCCAGAUGACAGUGAGUUCCUGUAUGCUGCGCAGCCCGAGUUACUGCCGUACAGGACCAGCCAGCUUGCAGUGGGGAAGGUGACGGACUGGUAUCAGGCCAGAGCGGAGGAAAUCGAGCACUACGCUCGACAGGUUGACUGUGCAUUGUCACUUAUUCGACUUGGAAUGGAGCGGAAUAUCCCUGGUUUGCUGGCUCUCUGUGAUAAUUUGGUUACUCUGGAAGCGUUGGUUUAUGAAGCUGGGUGUGAUUUAACCCUAACCCUGAAAGAACUCCAGCAGAUGAAAGACAUUGAAAAACUCAGAUUGCUGAUGAAUAGCUGUUCCGAGGACAAGUAUGUGACAAGUGCCUACCAGUGGAUGGUUCCCUUUCUGCAUCGUUGUGAGAAGCAGUCUCCCGGCGUGGCUAAUGAGCUCUUAAAAGAGUAUUUAGUAACUUUAGCCAAAGCGGACUUGAAAUUUCCCCUGAAGAUAUUUCAGCAUUCCAAGCCUGAUUUGCAGCAAAAAAUCAUUCCUGAUCAGGACCAACUGAUGGCAGUAGCACUAGAUUGCAUCUAUAACUGUGAACGAAAUGACCAACUCUCUCUUUGCUAUGACAUCUUAGAAUGUCUGCCCCAAAGAGGAUACGGUCAUAAAACAGAGGUAACCACAGCUCUGCAUGACAUGGUAGACCAGCUGGAACACAUUCUCAGUGUGUCAGAGAUUCUGGAGAAACAUGGACUUGAGAAACCAAUUUCAUUUGUUAAAAAUACUCAGUCUAGCUCAGAAGAGGCACGCAAGCUGAUGGUUAGAUUGACCAGGCACACCGGUCGGAAGCAGCCUCCUGUCGGUGAGUCUCACUGGAGAAUGUUGCUGCAAGACAUGUUAACUAUGCAGCAGAAUGUUUACACGUGUCUAGAUGCUGACGCUUGCUAUGAGAUAUUUACAGAAAGCCUUCUGUGUUCCAGUCGCCUUGAAAAUAUCCACCUGGCUGGGCAGAUGAUGCACGGCAGUGCUUGUUCAAUAAACCCACCAGCUAGCGGAGCCCAAAAAGGAAAAACCCAGUAUAGGGUCAGUUAUGAAAAAAGUAUCGACUUGGUUUUGGCUGCCAGCAGAGAGUACUUCAAUUCUUCUACCAACCUCACAGACAGCUGCAUGGAUCUGGCCAGGUGCUGCUUACAGCUGAUAACAGACAGGCCCGCUGCUGUUGAAGAAGAGCUCGAUCUUAUCCAAGCCCUGGGGUGUCUUGAAGAAUUUGGUGUGAAGAUUCUCCCUUUGCAAGUGCGAUUGUGCUCUGAUCGGAUCGGCCUCAUCAAGGAGUGUAUUUCCCAGUCCCCCACGUGCUACAGACAGUCCACCAAGCUUCUGGGCCUUGCUGAGUUGCUGAGGGUCGCAGGGGAAGAUCCAGAGGAAAGACGCGGACAGGUUCUAAUCCUUCUAGUAGAGCAGGCCCUUCGUUUCCAUGACUACAAAGCUGCCAGUGUGCAUUGUCAGGAGCUGAUGGCCACAGGUUAUUCUAAAAGUUGGGAUGUCUGUAGCCAGUUAGGACAGGCAGAAGGCUACCCGGACUUGGCCGCGCGCCAGGAGCUCAUGGCAUUUGCAUUGACACAUUGCCCUCCUGGCAGCAUCCAGCUUCUCCUGGCUGCUAGCAGCUCUCUGCAGACAGAAAUUCUUUAUCAAAGAGUGAAUUUCCAGAUCCAUCCAGAAGGAGGGGCGAGCAUCAGUGUCUCACCGUUGGUCAGUAAAGCGCUCCAAGAGGAUGAGGUCAGUGUCCCAGGCAGCAACUCGGCUGACCUGCUCCACUGGACCACUGCCACCACCAUGAAAGUGCUCUCCAACACCACGACCACCACCAGGGCCGUGCUGCAGGCCGUCAGCGACGGGCAGUGGUGGAAGAAGUCUUUGACUUACCUUCGACCCCUUCAGGGGCAAGAAUUCGGGGGUGCUUAUCAAAUCGGAACCAUAGCCAAUGAAGGUCUAGAAAAACAAGGCUGCCAUCCUUUUUAUGAAUCCGUCAUCACCAAUCCCUAUGUUGUCGAGUCUCAAGUGACCUGUGACGCCUAUCAGCAUGUCCCAGUAGAAAGCUUUGCAGAAGUGCUGCUGAGAACUGGGAAGCUGGCAGAGACUAAAACUGAAGGAGAAGAAGUAUUUCCAGCGACAGAAGUUCUUUUGAAACUAGCAAGUGAUGCUUUACCAAGUGAUAUGACCUUGGCUCUUGCUUAUCUCCUUGCCUUACCGCAGGUGUUGGAUGCCAACAGGUGCUUUGAGAAGCAGUCCCACUCUGCGGUGUCCCUGCAGCUGGCAGCCUACUACUACAGCUUGCAGAUCUACGCCCGGUUGGCUCCGUGUUUCAUGGACAAGUGCCACCCUCUCUACAGGGCUGAUCCUAAAGAGCUCAUCAAGAUGGUCACCAGGCACGUGACUCGAUAUGGACACGAAGCCUGGCCCGAGGACCUCGUGCCGCUGACCAGGCAGUUGCACUACUACAACGAGCGUCUCCUGGAUUUCACGCAGGCUCAGGUCCUCCAGGGCCUGCGGAAGGGCGUGGACGUGCAGCGGUUCACUGCGGACGACCAGUAUAAAAGGGAAACUAUCCUUGGCCUGGCAGAGACACUGGAGGAGAAUGUCUACAGCAUUGCUCUCUCUCUGGCUCAGCGCUACAGCGUCUCCCGUUGGGAAGUUUUUAUGACCCAUUUAGAGUUCCUGUUCACCGACAGUGGUUUGUCCACAGGAGUUUCAUGCCUGGGGAGCACAGUCAUGGAAAGAAACAUAGAUGUCACGGAGGGACUGAAGAAGCGAGGAGGUAUGGCUGUCACCAGUGCCCGGAUGAGAAGACGGGCACGCAGGAGCCGAAGAAGGCUUCUCAGCCAGCCAUGCAAGGGGCUGCGCGUGUGUUUGAAAGCUCCUGUGUGUUUAUGUUGGAAUGAACUACUCCUUUUUUUCCUUUUCUUUUCAAUAGGUCUUAAUUAUAAAAAGCUGACGGAUGAAAACACGAAUCCUCUUGAGGCAUUGGAGCCAGUCCUUUCAAGUCAGAAUAUCUUAUCUAUUUCUAAACUUGUUCCCAAAAUUCCUGAAAAGGAUGGACGGAUGCUUUCGCCAAGCUCUCUGUACACCAUCUGGUUGCAGAAGUUGUUCUGGACCGGAGACCCUCACCUCAUUAAGCAAGUCCCAGCGUCCUGCCCAGAGUGGCUGCAGGCCUUCGACGUCUGCGCGAAGUACUUCGAUCGCCUGCGCCCGGGGGACCUCAUCACUGUGGUGGAUGCGGUUACAUUCUCUCCGAAAGCUGUGACCAAGCUCUCUGUGGAAGCACGUAAAGAAAUGACUGGAAAGGCUAUUAAGGCAGUCAAACAUUUUAUUGAGAAACCAAGGAAAAGAAGUUCAGAAGAAGAUGUUCAAGAAGCUAUCGAUUCAAAAAUGACCUACACGGAUGCCUUGGAUCAUCUGGAGAAAUCACUGGCUCACCUGGAAACCCUCAACCACAGCUUCAUCGUUUCUCUGAGGACUAGCGAGCAGGAAACACUGCAGAAAUACAGUUACAUCUAUGAUCUGUCCCGGUCAGAAAAAGAGAAAGUUCAUGAUCAGGCUGUGGCCAUGUGUUUGGACGGGCAGCCUCUGAGAAUGAUUCAGCAGCUGCUCGAGGUGGCCGUCGGCCCCCUCAACAUCUCGCCCAGGGAUGUAGUACAGAGCGCAGUGAUGAAAAUCGUCUCUGCACUAAGUGAGGGCAGUGCUGACCUUGGAGGGCCGGCAGACCCGCUCCGCGUCCUGGAAGGGGUUGUCGCCGCAGUCCACGCCAGUGUGGACAAGGGAGAAGAGCUGGUUUCCUCUGAGGACCUGCUGGAGUGGCUGCGGCCUUUCUGUGCUGAUGACACCUGGCCCGUGAGGCCCCGCAUUCACGUGCUGCAGAUUUUGGGACAGUCAUUUCACCUGACGGAGGAGGAUGGCAAGCUCCUUGUGUUCUUUAGAACGGAAGCCAUUGUCAAAGCCACUUGGCCCCAGAGACAGGUGGGCGUCACUGACACGGAGGAUGAGGAGAAGCGCUACUCACUCUUCGUGGAGCUCCUGGACGCCAGUCACCGAGACGCUGAGUUUCAGCACCUGGUUUUGCUCUUGCAGGCGUGGCCACCUAUGAAGCGUGAAUAUGUAACCAGCGUAACCAAGAACCCGUGGGUGAGACUGGCUACAGCGAUGCUGACCAGGUGUCCGACAGAGGACAAGGAAGGGCUGGGGAACGAAGUGCUGAGAAUCUGUCGCUCCUUGUAUGACACCGAACAGAUGCUGCCUGCAGAGGGUGUGAAGGAGCUGUGCUCGCUGCUGCUCCAGCAGUCCCUGCUGCUCCCGGCCCUGAAGCUUCUCCUCGAGAGCCAGGACGAGGGUCUGCAGGCCGCGGCGCUGGAGCACGUCACCGCCAUCACUCAGGUGAACGAUUCAAACUGUGACCAAGAACUCCUUUCCCUGCUCCUGGAUGCCAAGCUCUUGGUGAAGUGUGUCUCCACUCCCUUCUAUCCGCAUCUCAUCCAGCACCUGUUGGCCACCCAGCAAGGGCGCUGGGAUGCAGAGGAGCUGGCCAGACACCUGCGGGGGGCCGGCCAUGAAGCCGAAGCUGGGUCACUCCUUCUGGCCGCCAGGGGCACCCAUCAGGCCCUGUGGACCUUCAGCACCGCGCUCAGUGCAGGGCGGCACUGGGUGUGAGCGCCUUCUCGUGGCCACGCACAGCCCCCGGUCCCUCACUCCUGGUGGAAGAGAGCUCCCAGAGCCCAGUGCUGUCCCCAGAGGCAACAUGUGUACCUACUGAUUGUUUUCAGUGCGUCCAGCAAGU
Messenger RNA from Vicugna pacos (alpaca), 7270 nucleotides. NCBI's taxonomy places the organism in Eukaryota, Metazoa, Chordata, Mammalia, Artiodactyla, Camelidae. The record is from RefSeq and is a predicted model, not a curated record.